Molecule: messenger RNA, 306 nt
Organism: Fusarium fujikuroi IMI 58289
Lineage: Eukaryota; Fungi; Ascomycota; Sordariomycetes; Hypocreales; Nectriaceae
Product: related to NADH2 dehydrogenase (ubiquinone) chain CI-B22
Exons: 5
Coding region: 1-306 (101 amino acids)
Biological process (GO): mitochondrial electron transport, NADH to ubiquinone
Source: RefSeq, a predicted model, not a curated record
AUGUCGACGCGACGAGCUGCCUUAUCCCUCUACCGCCGCUCAUUGAAGCUGGCGCUAGAUUGGGCCGUCCAUCGACACCUGUGGCGUGGCCAGGCUAUGUAUAUUCGCUCACUAUUCGAAGCCAACCGCAAUGUCACCGAUCCCCGGCAUCAAAGGGCUCUAUUGACCGAGACCGAGAAGCUGCUAGAGAGCUGGAAGCACCCCGACCCUUAUACUCCCCCGACAGCCCCCGGAGGUUCCAAGUACGAGCGAAACCUCCCGUCGCCUGUUCUCGACCCUCCCCCACACUCUGUCAACCGACACUAA